Molecule: messenger RNA, 1101 nt
Organism: Hyaloscypha bicolor E
Lineage: Eukaryota; Fungi; Ascomycota; Leotiomycetes; Helotiales; Hyaloscyphaceae
Exons: 2
Coding region: 1-1101 (366 amino acids)
Source: RefSeq, a predicted model, not a curated record
AUGUCAAAUUACGAGCAGCCAGGGGAACGUCGAGAAGACCCGCUUAAACUUCUACCAUUCGCAACAAAUGCGCUAUUCAAUUCGUAUGACCGCCAGCACGAACCCAUCUGCCUUCCCAACACCCGUGUCGACCUUCUACAAGAGAUAUAUAACUGGUCUGAUGGACACGAUGUGCGGUGCAUCUUCUGGCUAAAUGGCUUAGCCGGCACAGGGAAAUCGACGAUUGCGCGCACUAUUGCUCGCAGAUACUCUGAGCGAGGGCAUCUUGGGGCCAGCUUCUUCUUCUCGAGGGGCGUCCAAGAUGUGAGCCAUGCCGGCAGGUUCUUCACAAGUCUUGCCGUGCAACUUUCAAAUCAGGUGCCAUCUCUCCAACAUCAUAUCUCUGAUGCUAUUUCCAAGAACAAAGACAUUGCGAACCAGUCCCUCAGCGAUCAGUGGCGCCAGCUUAUCUUCCACCCCCUAUCGAAGCUAAACAGCAAUGACAGCCAACGCUGCUAUAUUCUCAUAAUCGAUGCUCUUGAUGAAUGUGACAACGAAGGCCACAUUCGCACAAUUCUGCAGCUUCUAGCUGAGGCUCGAUCGUUGACGACAGUACGACUUCGAGUCUUUUUGACGAGUAGACCUGAAAUUCCAAUUCGACACGGGAUAUUCGCCAUCCCGCAAGCUGAACACCAGGACUUCGUACUCCACGGCAUAGAUCGAACAAUUGUCAACCAUGAUAUCUUUCUCUUCUUAGAAUAUAAUCUGGGGACAAUCGGGCAGGAGUGGACUCUUGGAGCUAACUGGCCCGGCGAGGAAGUUCUGACACAGCUAGUCCUAUAUGCUUGUGGCCUCUUUAUUUGGGCAGAAACAGCUUGUCGCUUUAUUCGUGAGGGGAGGCGAUUUGCACGCAAGAGACUGGACACAAUUCUCAAGGGUAGUAGCAGCGCUAUUACUGUACCAGAGAAGCACCUCAGUGAGAUCUACCUUGCUGUCCUCAAGCACUCAAUAUCCCCGGACUAUUCGGAGGAAGAGAAAGAAGAUUUAUAUAGUAUGCUAAAAAAACACGCUCGGAAGUGUGGUAGUCUUACUUUCACCCCUUUCAACUUAUUCAUUAAGUAG